Morus notabilis is the source of this 1134-nucleotide messenger RNA. Its product is annotated as serine/threonine-protein kinase HT1. Lineage: Eukaryota; Viridiplantae; Streptophyta; Magnoliopsida; Rosales; Moraceae. The transcript is spliced from 3 exons. The record is from RefSeq and is a predicted model, not a curated record. Gene Ontology annotation, biological process: protein phosphorylation. Bases 4 to 1134 code for a protein of 376 amino acids. Gene Ontology annotation, molecular function: protein kinase activity; ATP binding.
AAUAUGGCGUCGUCGUGUUUCCACGCGCUUCGUAUCAGAAGGUCGAAGAGGAAGCCUUUACCGGUCCCGGCUUCUUCGUCAUCGUCGAAAACGCAGUUGAAUUCCGACAUGGAGAAUCUGGAGAGGAAGAGAUUCGACAGCUUGGAAUCGUGGUCGAUGAUAUUGGACUCGGAAAAUGUGGAAACCUGGGAGCCGGCGAAGGAAGAUCAGGAAGAAUGGACGGCCGAUCUUUCGCAGCUGUUCAUUGGUAACAAGUUCGCGUCAGGAGCUCAUAGUAGGAUCUACAGAGGGAUUUACAAGCAGAGAGCCGUGGCUGUGAAAAUGGUGAGGAUUCCAAACCAGAAGGAGGAGACCAGAACCUUGCUUGAGCAGCAAUUUAAGUCUGAAGUCGCCUUUCUGUCACGUCUCUUUCAUCCUAAUAUUGUGCAGUUUAUUGCAGCUUGUAAAAAGCCCCCCGUGUACUGUAUCAUCACAGAAUACAUGUCACAAGGAACGCUGAGAAUGUACCUCAACAAGAAGGAACCCUACUCACUUUCAACAGAAACAAUUCUUAGGUUAGCUCUUGAUAUUUCUCGAGGAAUGGAGUACCUUCACUCGCAAGGUGUAAUCCACAGGGACUUAAAAUCUAAUAACUUGCUCCUUAAUGAUGACAUGAGGGUGAAGGUGGCAGAUUUCGGUACGUCAUGUCUCGAAACGCAGUGCCGGGAGACGAAAGGAAACAUGGGAACUUACCGUUGGAUGGCGCCGGAGAUGAUUAAGGAGAAACCUUAUACUAGGAAAGUCGAUGUUUAUAGUUUUGGAAUUGUGUUAUGGGAACUCACUACGGCGUUACUUCCCUUUCAAGGAAUGACCCCUGUGCAGGCUGCGUUUGCUGUGGCUGAGAAGAAUGAACGGCCACCACUUCCGGCUAGUUGUCAGCCCGCGCUUGCGCACCUCAUAAAGCGCUGCUGGGCCGCAAACCCCUCAAAGCGGCCGGAUUUUAGUGACAUUGUGUCUAUUUUGGAGAAGUAUGAUGAGUGUGUCAAGGAGGGUCUUCCUCUUGCUUACCAUUCGAGGCUGGUCAGCCGAAACGCCAUUAUUGAGCGCUUGAAAGGCUGUGUAUCUAUGAGCUCUUCCAUACCUGUACAUGCUUGA